UCGCGGUGACGGGAGCGGUGGGGUAAGGUACCACCGACUCAAAAGUAUCCCCCCGAUAAAGGGGAGGCAGAGGGGCUCGCAAGAAGAACCGGUGCUCCUCCAGAUCUUUGCCUAUCCUACCUUUACUGGAGGACUAGGGCGGAGGAGCCGCACGGACUAGGAGCGACCACGGCCGCGAAAAGCAGACACAAGCCGCGGCUUGUGUUAAGUGCAACGCCACCACUUUUUAAAGUGUUUUUUUUUUCUUUAAAAAACUUUUGUGAUCACCUGAACCCUACCAGAGAAUAGCAUCCUCACAAAAGAUGCCACUUUCACCUUCAUAAAUUUGAGACAUUUGCGGAAGAGAGGGGCAGAAUUAAGGUGCAUCCUAAUUGGAUCUUCAAGAGAAAACCCCGCGUUUCUCUUUUACUUUCACUGAGACUGAGGGCUCAAGACUUUACAAGCUUCACCAACUGCUACUUUACUAUUGACUAUUAAAUUUCGGAGACUAAUCUGUUGGGCUUCUGUUUACCCCAAGGAGGGCUGUUUCUUCAUUUAAAAGCCGAGGCGAGGUGAGCAGGAUCGGGAGUUACUUGAAACUGUUUGAAAGGCUGAGAGAUUGAGACACAAUUUAAAUAAAAGACCAACUGACUGAAUAAGAUCAGAGAAGCAAAUCAGAGGAGAUUACAUCUUUCCCCUUCAUAUGUGGACUUUGCGGAUUUGGGAGCUCUUAUUGUCAUAUUGAUUAUCACUCAGUGAUUACAAUCCACUUGAAUUCAACUCUCUUCCCUUCCCUUGUGGAUAGGUUUGAACUGUGAUCAGUGGGCAGAAAGUGAAUGCUCUUCCCUUUAUUACAGUGUGGAUUUUGGUGUACUUGUUGUUUCUAUUGAGUGUGUAGUGAAAAUUUACUCUCCAAUUGAAUAAGAACACCUGUGACAGACAAGACCAGCUGCUCUCAAUCAACCAGAAAGCUACUAGAUAAGAAGAGAAAGAGGAGGUGCUGAAACCAGCAGAGACUGAAGUUUUUUUUUUUUUCUUUUUACCUUUAUCCUUUCCCUUUCUUUCUCUGCACCCUCCCCUCUCCCUCUUUUUCUUUCCCUCCUUUGCCCCCCCCUUAGUCUUUUCACUCCCAUUCUAACAUAUAAACAAAAAAAAAAGGGGAUUGAUUUUUCUAUAUUGAAACUUUAAUACUUCUAGCUGUGACAGACUCCCUCUAAACAGCCUAGAAGCAAACUUUUAUUUUCCUGUGUUGUUGUUCCUUUCACUCUGCUGGAAUAUUAAUCCUCACUUGAUGAGGGAGGAAUACUGAUAACUUUCUAUGAUGAAUACUAGAAGAAACGCAAACACAAAUUCAGGCCAACCAGGAAAUGCCAGGAGAACCUCAGUUGAAUUAGUAUCUAAACCCCAAGAGCAAAAUGACCAAAUAAUUGAGGAAAUGAGAAGACUUCAACGAGAGACAAGUAAAGAGAUACAGGCCUCUAAAGAUGAAAUAAAUUCACGAUUGGAUAAAAUUGAGAACGAAUUUGGACUAAUUAAUGGGAAAAUUAAAAAUUUAACGGAAGAACUAAGGAAAGUUGAGGAGAAGGUAGAAUUGGUGGGAAAAGAGCGUGAAGAAGAUGAAGAUACUAUCCUGAGGAUUUUGGUCAAACAAAGAGAAAAUUGUCUAAAAUUGAGAGGCCUUAGAGAGAAUGUAAACGAAAACCUGUAUGUUCUUUUAUGUCCAAUCUUAGCAAAUUUUAUUAACGAACCGGAAGAGCAAUUCCCUUGGGAAAUUGACCGGGCAUACAGGAUUAAUUCCAGAAUCGCUAAACUGAAAGGCCUGCCACGCGACGUCGUCGUUUAUUUUGUGAGGAAGCAAACGAGAGAUUUAGUUCUUAAUCAAAGCUACACAUCCAAGCUAACAAUUGAAGACCAAACAAUAACAAUUCUGAAAGACAUUCCGAGCAAGAUUUUGAAGAAACGUAAGGAAUAUAAAUGUUUAACUGAUGUCCUAAAACAAAACAAAAUUCCAUUCAGAUGGGAAGAAAUUGAAGGACUUACCGUCACCUGGAACCAGAAGAAAGUAAGACUGAACUCAGUUGAAAGGGCAAAAUUAUUCUUGAGAGGACUGAAGGAUGACCUAGAAAAGAAGGAAGAGGGAAGGGAGGACGACGGGGGUGGGGGGGAGUGAAUGAAAUUUUGGAAGUGCCUUCUGGGAAAGUUUUAAAAAUAUUUUUUUUCUCUUUUUUUCCUUCUUACUCUUGGAUUAAAGACUUACGCUAAUGGCUGUUGUUCUAAUAAAAAGUAAUAUUUGAUUCUAAUACAA
Messenger RNA from Sceloporus undulatus (fence lizard), 2284 nucleotides. RefSeq lists its product as uncharacterized. NCBI's taxonomy places the organism in Eukaryota, Metazoa, Chordata, Lepidosauria, Squamata, Phrynosomatidae. The record is from RefSeq and is a predicted model, not a curated record. The transcript is spliced from 2 exons. Bases 1298 to 2149 code for a protein of 283 amino acids.